GCUCUGGUUUUUACCUUCUCUAACUGUCCCUCCCCAGCCAGUGCAGUGAAGCUGAACAAGCAGCAGACAGACAUUGCAGUGAACUGGGCAGGAGGCCUCCACCACGCCAAGAAGUCGGAGGCUUCUGGCUUCUGUUACGUCAACGACAUCGUCUUGGCCAUCCUGGAGCUCCUGAAGUAUCACCAGAGGGUGCUGUACAUCGACAUCGACAUCCACCACGGGGAUGGUGUGGAGGAGGCCUUUUACACCACGGACCGUGUCAUGACCGUGUCCUUCCAUAAGUACGGGGAAUACUUCCCAGGAACAGGGGACCUGCGGGACAUUGGUGCAGGCAAAGGCAAGUACUACGCUGUGAACUAUCCCCUCCGGGACGGCAUCGACGACGAGUCCUAUGAAGCCAUAUUCAAGCCUGUGAUCUCCAAAGUCAUGGAGACAUUCCAGCCGAGUGCUGUUGUCCUGCAGUGUGGAUCAGAUUCCCUCUCCGGGGACAGGCUGGGCUGCUUCAACCUCACCAUCAAAGGUCAUGCCAAGUGUGUGGAGUUUGUGAAAAGUUUUAACUUGCCCAUGCUGAUGCUGGGAGGGGGCGGCUACACCAUCAGGAACGUGGCCAGGUGCUGGACCUAUGAGACUGCUGUGGCUUUGGACACCGAAAUUCCCAAUGAGCUUCCCUAUAAUGACUAUUUUGAGUACUUCGGGCCGGACUUCAAGCUCCACAUCAGCCCCUCGAACAUGACCAACCAGAACACCAACGAGUACCUCGAGAAGAUCAAGCAGCGUCUCUUCGAGAACCUGCGGAUGCUGCCGCACGCCCCCGGGGUGCAGAUGCAGCCCAUUCCCGAGGAUGCUGUGCAGGAGGACAGCGGAGAUGAAGAGGAGGAUGACCCUGAGAAACGCAUUUCAAUCCGCAAUUCCAACAAGAGAAUAUCCUGUGAUGAGGAAUUCUCUGACUCGGAGGACGAAGGGGAAGGAGGGCGCAAAAACGUCGCCAACUUUAAGAAAGCCAAGCGUGUGAAGGCAGAGGAGGAAAAGGAGGAAGAGGAGAAAAAAGAUGAGAAGGAAGAGGAAAAAGCGAAAGAGGAGAAAGCAGAACCCAAAGGGGCGAAGGAAGAGCCAAAAUCCACCUGAGCUGGCCGGGCCUGUCCGUGCGUAGUUUGUCGUAGGUUUUUAGCUCCCGGGUUGCCUCCUAUUCCACAGGAUUUAUAUUUUAUAUAUGUUUCUGUAUAUAUUUCUAUAUAAUUGUAUAAAUGACUUGAGGACUGUAAAUUAUUCCUUGCUGCAACUCCUCGCUGGGAGCAGAGGGGAGGAUUCUGCGGAGCAGCCAGACCUGCACUGCCCAGAUUUGGUGACUGGGAAGUUUUCACUCUUGCCUUCCACUGCCUCCUUUAGUGUGUCUGUAAACAAAAAACCAACAAAAAAAAAAUCACUUCCUUUACUCUCUCCUCUGAAAUAACCUUGGAAAAGAAUAAUUUAAGUAGAAGUAGUAUCUGCAUUUUCAGGUUAGGUGGAAAGAUGGCCAUGAAUUCUUUUUGUUUGUUUUUUUUUCUUCUUCUUUUUUUUUUUUGGUGGUGUUUUUAUGGGAGAAUCCGAGUUCCCAAAUGAAGCCUGUGAGAGACUAUUCCUUUGGUCUUCAGUUUGAUUCCACUGUGGCAAGUUAACUGCAAGCUGGUGCCACUUCUCAGGGUCAAAUAGUGCAGUUCUUGAAUAGAGUUGGUUCCUCCCUGCAGCAAACUUGUGGAAAGAGAUGAAGCAGCUUAAAAACAACCUGAAAAGUGAUUUUUUUUUUUAUUUCUGUGUUGUUUUUUUUUUUUAAGUGAAUCAGCCCCAGAGCCCAGAUCUGGAAAAUGCAGAAUGAAAACCACCCGUGUGUGGUAGCUCAGUUUUCCAAGAUCUGGCAGAUCCAGGGAGUGUGGCAGCAUUUAUGCACCUCGAGGAAGGGAAGGGAUGGAGCUUUUAUACCUGUUUUUUUUCUAUACCUGUGCCCCUCUUUGUGGGGGAUAAAGUGAGUUACUGCCCCUUUGGCUUUGUUUUUCCUGCUUUUCUGCCCUUGGCUCCCAGCACUGAUCCGUGUCCUGGGCUGAAACCACUGCAGAAAUCCCCAAAUCCCUCUCAAGCCUGGCUGAGAACUUCAGUUGAUGUGUUGUCAUUGACUGAAAUACUGUUUUUUUCUUUUUUUUUUUUUGACCUGAAGUUACAAACUUUUUUCAAAUUGAAUUUUCCUCCCAAGGCCAGUAAAUACGAAGAACCUUUUUUUUUUUUUUUAUCCGUUGCCUUCCUGAG
Molecule: messenger RNA, 2277 nt
Organism: Neopelma chrysocephalum (saffron-crested tyrant-manakin)
Lineage: Eukaryota; Metazoa; Chordata; Aves; Passeriformes; Pipridae
Product: histone deacetylase 1
Exons: 10
Coding region: 262-1125 (287 amino acids)
Molecular function (GO): histone deacetylase activity
Source: RefSeq, a predicted model, not a curated record